AUGGCGGCCGUCAUGUCAAGUUUCACGAGCACAAUGCUCAACACACUAUUAAAUACUUCCCUCCAGGAAGGCAUACUCUACGGCCUUCUCGGGAUAGCAGCAUACCUCUUCCUAGCCUCCUCCCUCCGAUUCCGACGGCGAGAAGGCCUCUAUCAGAAAUACCCCUACACAACCCGUGCAUCGAUGGCAACCAUGUCCCACCACGAUGCAUGGGCCAUUCAGAAAACAAUCCUUCAAAUGGAAUUUCCCUUCAUCGUACUCAAAUCCCUCCAAUUCGCGCUCUUCCGCACAUACGGCAUCCCCACAAUCUCAACACUCCUCCUACAGACGUCCCAAUUCUCCUCCAGCACUACUUCCUUCAAACGCUACGCCGACACAGGCGCCCUAAUCGGCGAAUUCAUGGCCUUCGACCCGCACUCGACCCGCGCACAAACAGCAAUCGCCCGCACAAAAUUCCUACACAAAGGCUACCGCGCCAGCGGCAAGAUCCUCGAGGACGACAUGCUCUACACACUCAGCCUCUUCGCAACAGAACCAAUCCGCUUCGCCUCGCUGUACGAGUGGCGCGAGAUGACGGAGAUGGAACGUGCGGCCGUGGGCACGUACUGGAAGAGCCUCGGUGAUGCCCUCGAUAUCAGCUAUGAGAAACUUCCGUCGGGGAAGACGGGGUUCCGCGAUGGAAUUCAUUGGCUUGAGGAGAUUAGCGAAUGGAGUUAUUAUUAUGAGGUGCGGCAUAUGAAGCCUCACCCGCGGAAUAAGGAGAUUGCUGAUAAGACGAUUGAUGUGCUGGUUUAUAAUCUGCCGGGGUUUAUGAGGCCGCUCGGAGUAUAUUUUGUUUCUUUUUUGAUGGAUGAGAGGUUGCGGGAUGCAAUGAUGAUGAAACCCCCACCAGCAUUCUUCAGCCUGCUCUUCGCAUCCGCGUUUAAAAUCCGUCAACUCGCCCUUCGUUAUGUGGCGCUUCCACGACCGAAUUUCCUCCGGCUUGAUGUCUUCACUGAAGAGCCGAACCAGCAUGGGCGGAACUUCGUGUUAUUCUACGAAGGUGCGCCCUUCUACGUCCAACCCACUAUUUGGAACCGCUGGGGCCCAGUCGCGUGGUUUAAAUGGUCGCUUGGACAGCCAUUGCCAGGUGAUGAGGGCGACAAGUAUUAUCCGCAGGGCUAUCGCACUGCCGAUCUGGGGCCGAAGUACUUUGAAGGCAAGGGACGCAAGGAGGUGGAAGCUAUUACAGCCUCGCUGCGGCAGCAACGCAUGGGGCAAUGUCCUUUUCCAUGA
Molecule: messenger RNA, 1275 nt
Organism: Penicillium argentinense
Lineage: Eukaryota; Fungi; Ascomycota; Eurotiomycetes; Eurotiales; Aspergillaceae
Exons: 3
Coding region: 1-1275 (424 amino acids)
Molecular function (GO): oxidoreductase activity
Source: RefSeq, a predicted model, not a curated record